AUGGCAAAACGAAAGCGCACCGUCUUAUUAGAGUCCAAACCGGCAACUACGCCAGCACCCACCAAGAAAAUUAAACCAUCAACCCCAACACCACCGCAAUCCCCAACCACAAUCCAAAUCAUCGCGGGGUCCUACGACCGAGUCCUCCACGGCCUAACAGCAACCAUCUCACCCACCAACACCGUCGAGUUCGCCGACACCUUCCUCUUCAACGCGCACACAACCGCCAUCCGGUGUCUCGCCCUCUCCCCGCCCUCCCUCCCCGUCCCCAAGCAACCCCAGAAAGUAAUCCUCGCAAGCGGCAGCACCGACGAGAGGAUAAACCUCUACCACAUCUCCGCCCACGCGCCCUCGUACGUAACCGUGCCCGCCAUCGCCGGCCUCUCCUCAGCGGUGGUCGAAAAUCCGCAGAAUAAAGAGCUGGGCUCGUUACUUCAUCAUUCUAGCUCUGUUACUGCGUUGUACUUUCCUAAUAGAAGUAAAUUGCUGAGUUCGGCGGAGGAUAACACGAUUGCGGUGACGCGAACACGGGAUUGGAGUUUGCUAUCUGCGAUCAAGGUGCCUGUUCCUAAAGCUGUAGGGAGACCAAGUGGUGAUACCGCCCCUCUGGGUGGUGCACCUGCGGGCGUCAAUGAUUUUGCUGUGCAUCCGAGCAUGAAACUCAUGAUAUCUGUCGGAAAAGGCGAGCGCUCGAUGCGCCUCUGGAAUCUGGUGACGGGAAAGAAAGCCGGUGUCCUAAAUUUCGAACGUGAUAUUCUGAAUGAAGUCGGCGAGAGCAAGUUCACCAGCGGGGAAGGACGAAAGGUCGCAUGGGGAGCUACGGACGCUGGAGAGGAAUUCUGCGUGGGUUUUGAUAAGGGUGCGGUAGUGUACGGCAUGGACAGUAAACCGAAAUGCAAAGUCGUGCCGAAGCCACGGAAUACGAAACAGAAAUGGGUAAAGGUGCAUCAGAUGUGUUAUUUACAGGUUGAUGAGGAGAAGGAUAUUCAGAUCCUAGCGGUAUCGACUGAAGAUGGGCGAAUUUUAUUCUACUCCACACGACCAGAUGAUCUCGAAGCCGCGGCUUCAGAGAAAUCUCUACCCGCAGCAAAACUGAUCGCCAUCCUAGACGCCGACAUCUCACCCCCCGAUCCAAAAUCCACCACAGACAGCGCAUCCACACGCAUAAAAGACUUCACCAUCCUCCCGCUCCCGAACAAAACAUUCAUCAUCCCCACCGCCCGCAGCGACGGCACGAUCCAGAUCUUCUCCGUAUCACCUGAAGAUCUAUUACCUUCCAGCGUAUCUGAACCUAAAACCGUCGGCAAAUCCCUAGGUUCCAUCAAAACAGGCAAUAGAAUCACUUGUUUGAAGGCUUUUGUCAUGUUACCUAAAUACCAGGGUGAAGAGGGGGAGGAUGGGGAUGAGUUUGAGGGGUUUGGUGAUGAUGUGGUGGAUGAGGAGGUAGGGAGUAGCGGUAGUGAUAGUGAGAGUAGUGAUGAGGAAUGA
Molecule: messenger RNA, 1488 nt
Organism: Glarea lozoyensis ATCC 20868
Lineage: Eukaryota; Fungi; Ascomycota; Leotiomycetes; Helotiales; Helotiaceae
Product: Putative isomerase YbhE
Exons: 1
Coding region: 1-1488 (495 amino acids)
Molecular function (GO): protein binding
Source: RefSeq, a predicted model, not a curated record